Messenger RNA from Etheostoma cragini (Arkansas darter), 2446 nucleotides. RefSeq names its product zic family member 6 (gene zic6). Bases 535 to 2118 code for a protein of 527 amino acids. Gene Ontology annotation, molecular function: RNA polymerase II cis-regulatory region sequence-specific DNA binding; DNA-binding transcription factor activity, RNA polymerase II-specific. The transcript has 2 exons. Lineage: Eukaryota; Metazoa; Chordata; Actinopteri; Perciformes; Percidae. Gene Ontology annotation, biological process: central nervous system development; regulation of transcription by RNA polymerase II. The record is from RefSeq and is a predicted model, not a curated record. Gene Ontology annotation, cellular component: nucleus.
UUUAUCAUAUGAUAAGUAUUACACAUACAUUUUUUUCACAUUUAGAGAUUUAGAGAAGGGGUCUUAUGAGUAGGCGCCUGAAGUUAAAGAGGCAGCAAUAUUGGCAUGUAUCGCGGCACAUUUCAAAGCAUUUUCUCUGCGAUAUUUGAAAACGGAGUCGUGCGGUGAACGCCUGCGUGUCCCUUUUAAAACAAACCCAGCGCCUGUCAAUCACAGCGCAUUCCAACCAAUCCCAAAGCUCCCUUUUUAAAAGCAGGUUUGCCUGCUGUGCUUUUAUAUUGCACCAUGGCCUGUUUCGAAGCAUUUUUACUACCACGGUUAUUGCCACAAAUCAAGAGGGCAAAGUGAACGGCAUGGGACUCACACCAACUUUAACGAAAUUGAGUCUGGUUCCUACUUCUGCGAAGUUCACAGCCAAGAAUUUCACAUGCAGAUGAUACACAAACAGGGAAAAUGGAAAGAGGAUUUCUAGGUGAAUCCUGAGUGCUGAAUUCGGUUGACUUUGCAAACUCCUAGCCAAACCAACAACAAAACAUGACAAGCCUUUCGAGGUUUAGUGGCUGCCCUCUCUCUUGCGUCAACCCCGGGGAGAGCAAUACUGAACCCAGCGUGGUGCUGCCACCUUUGGCAGGGGAGCACAUGGGACUCCCCACUGGCAGUUCCUUAAAACUCUGCCCCUCGCACAAUUUGCGAGACUACCACGAGACGAGGUCCAGUGCAUAUGUUGACCAUUCGUUUCCCAAUUCUUCAGACUCUGGAUACCCCAGCCACCGCUUAGAGCACAGCCCUAAGGGCAUUAUCAUUGGAGCCAAUCUUUCUGGAGGCGGCAUGGCACCCGUGACUGAUCAACUGGCAUCAAGAGCUAACCAACAUGGCGGGAUUGGAAGGUAUCGUGACUUUCCUGGCUACAGAGACAACAGAAGCCAUGCUUUUUUCUCAAGUUAUCAGGAGCAGGCCCACGCCUCCACCGACGCAUCUCGAGAUUUUGGCAGCCAGAUGAUGCUGGGUCUACCUGGCGACCUCCUCGGCCGGACGCACCCUUAUGGUCAAACUAUCAACCCCAAGGGAAACAGCCAGCAACUUGUCUCACAAUUCCUGGGUCUGUACAAACCCCUCAACAUGGCAAUUCAGCGUGGAGGAGGCGACGCUUUCCUCAGGUGCUCUAAACAAACAGUGAAGCUUGAGCUGGUGUGCAGGUGGAGUGACGGCCAAGAGGGGGCUGGCAAGCUGUGUUGCUCCAGAGCCUUCGGGACCAUGUAUGAACUUGUCACCCAUGUAACAGUGGAGCAUGUCGGAGGACCAGAUCACUCUGAAUACGUGUGUCACUGGGAGAAUUGUGUGAGGGACAGGAAGCCUUUCAAAGCCAAAUACAAGCUGGUGAACCACGUCAGAGUCCACACAGGGGAAAAGCCCUUUCCCUGCCCCUUUCACGGCUGUGAAAAAGUUUUUGCAAGAUCAGAAAACCUAAAGAUCCACAAGAGGACUCACACAGGUGAAAAACCUUUUAAAUGUGAGUUCGAGGGCUGCAACCGGAGGUUUGCGAACAGCAGCGACAGAAAGAAGCAUUCUCACGUGCACUCCAGUGACAAACCCUACAUGUGCAAGGUCAGGGGCUGCGACAAGUGUUACACCCACCCAAGCUCCCUGCGCAAGCAUAUGAAGCUCCACUGCAACAAGGCCCACGUCGCCAAAAGCGAUGACGCGCGUCCCGGGGACGGGGGUCACAUUGCGGAGGCCAGGUCAUCCCGAGUCCCCGAUGGAGCCCAUAUCAGCCCUCCUCACCCCCCCAUCUCAACUCAAGAAGUCCCCCUGUCCCCAGAGAGUCGAGAUGAUUCGACCUCGAGGUCACGUUUCCAUCACACGUUUGACAGCAGUUUGGACUACUCCACACACAGGUCACAGCCCCUCUUGGAUCCUUUGUUGCUACAAAGAGGCAGCUACAGGUCCCAGUCCUCUCAGUACCCCUGCGGCCAGACAGGUCACACUUUUGCCCAGAGCUCAAGGACUUUCCCCACCACUUCUCCCUUUCAGAAAAGUAUUGUCAACGGAUGGUACACAUGCCACAGCGGCGUGGACUCCUUCCCACCAAAGCAAUGUAACAACAUCCCGUCUCUGUGAGUUCCUGUUAGGACACAUGCGGGUGACCUAUCCUAUUUUUCGGGCCUAUUUUUUAUGUUAUAGGCUAAAACGUACAGCUGUAUCUAUAUUACUCUCUGUAUUUUUGUGAAUGUAGUAUCAAAUAUUUUGUGAAAAGUCCUGAGUCAUCCUAUUGAAAUAUUGCAUUGUGCAAUGUGGCGAGCUUUAUGUGUUGUGAGGCCUGUUUGGUUGGGUUUGGCUUGGAGCCACAUCUCCCCCCCUGUGGGUUAUAGGAACUUUUACAAAGUGUAUAUGCCUAAUUGUUCACUGUGUUGCGUAAUUAUUAAAGUUACCUAUCUUAAGUGAGACA